CAGCGGUUGGUGAAGCUGCUGCUUAACAAGGGCGCCAACGUCAACGCGCAGGGUGGAGAAUACGGCAACGCACUCCAGGUAGCUUCAGAAGGAGGCCACGAGCAGGUGGUGAAGCUGCUGCUCGGCAAGGGCGCCUACAUCAACGCGCAGGGUGGAAGAUACGGCAACAAGCUUCUGAUCGACAAGGGGGGCUGACGCCAGGGUACGGGCGCAUUGAUAACAC
This is a messenger RNA of Lindgomyces ingoldianus, 223 nucleotides long. RefSeq lists its product as uncharacterized. The transcript has a single exon. Gene Ontology annotation, molecular function: protein binding. NCBI's taxonomy places the organism in Eukaryota, Fungi, Ascomycota, Dothideomycetes, Pleosporales, Lindgomycetaceae. The record is from RefSeq and is a predicted model, not a curated record. The annotation marks the transcript as partial.